Messenger RNA from Seminavis robusta, 2697 nucleotides. Lineage: Eukaryota; Bacillariophyta; Bacillariophyceae; Naviculales; Naviculaceae. The record is from the annotation of a GenBank genome assembly.
GUUGCAUUCACGGCCUGCCUUGCUGGCUUCUCGAGACACCAUGCAUCAUGCACACAUCAUGCCGACCAUGGAGAGAGCGUUUGAUCCUGCCGCUACGGUCGCUCUUCCAGCAUUGGAAGGGCCACUUGCUCCUGCUUUAGGGCUUCCUCCUGCUGUUGCGGCUGGACCACCUACUAAUGCGUUUGUGCAGAACGUCGCUACCGGUAUGCCGCCUCCUUUGCCUCGAAUGGUUUACGGAGUCCGCCGUGGAAAAGGCGGUGUGCGUGGCUGCAUCUUUCUGAAAUGGGAAGAUUGUGCUCCUUUUGUGAGUGGAAAUGGAAGUGAAAUCGAAUAUCGAGUCUUUUCCAAUGUGAUGGAUGCUGCUCACUACGCCAUGGGAGGACCUACUAGUACAAUGCAACACCAGCAACCAGAACCCCAUCCAACAACAGCACAACAACAGACAGCAGUCCAAUUUCAACCCAAUCAUCCUCCAUUCACGAACCCCCAUGCCCCGUCACUGGAACCAUUGCCUUUUCCAGAUACUCUACAAGCAAACGACAAUAAGCAAGCCGAAGAAGAAGCCAAGAGACCCCCAGUGAAUCUUGGUGGGGAAUCCGAGAGCAAUGCUCCAAAACCUGCUGGAGAUGGCGGUCGCAGUGCAAUAACCGAAACAACUCAAACAGCCAAAGAUCCUCCACCUGGUGCUAGUCCAACCAAGAAACCCAAAACAUGUGCUACUAUUUGCAAGAAACCCAAAAGCAAGCACAAGCAGCCGAAACGACACACCAAGGCAUCACCGUACUGGAUGCAGCAGUACGAAGAUUUCAAAUCCUUUUUGGAAUCCAACAGCCUGACUUGUGCCACUUUGCCAGAACCAGUUCCUGAUCACAAGCAGAACAAAUUCGUUAAAGAGCAACGCCUGGAGUACCGGUACAUGAAACAGGGAUUGGAAACCAAGAUGAUUCCAGACAAAAUUGACAAACUAAGGGCUUUGGGAUUUGAUUUUCAGUAUCAGUCGCUGCUGGAUGCAGAUAAUCAAAAGUGGGAACAAAUGCUAAAAGAAUACAAGGCCUAUCACAACCCUCGUGGUGCCUUUGGUGGUAAUACUACUGCUACCACCACUACUCAGCCGCAACGACCAGCAGGGGCAGCCACAGCAUGGGAAAACAAUCCCAAUAUUCACAAUACUCACGAUGGCGCCAUGGCAACCACCACCCAGAAGAAGCAAUCGGCAGCACUGCGAGACUGGAAACAUGCCCAACGUGUUCAGUUUCAAAACCUGCAAGAAGGCAAGCGGUCUUCGUUGACACCGGAUCGCAUUCAAAAACUCAAUGAUGCAGGAUUUAUAUUCAUGCCCCGGUCCAACUUCCGCACCAUGACGUGGGAGGAACGCAUCCAACAAUUGCAAGACUACAAGGAAAAACACGGCAAUCUCAACAUACCUAGCAAUCACCCAGAACUGGGAUUCUUUGUCAGCAAUACUCGACGAUCCUACAAGUACUUGCACGAAGGGAAAAAGACGGCAUUUACGCACGAAAAGGCCAAUCAGCUGGCGGCCAUGGGAUUUUCCUUCUUGGUUGGCAAACGCAAAUCCAAACCGGUCGAACUCAAGACGUGGGAUGAACAGUUUGAAUUGCUGCGAGAGUUCAAAGCUGCUCAUGGUCAUACGAUUGUCCCACAACACUAUCCUGGACUCGGGCGGUGGGUGAAACAAAUGCGACGAGAGUUCAAGUUGAUGAAGGAGGGCAAAAGAUCGACGUUGUCACCCGAAAAAGUGUUGAGGCUUGCCGACAUUGGUUUUGUUUUCGACGCACAGUUUAGACGCGGGAGCAAGAUCUCGGACACAGACUAUACUAAAGUGGGCGGGAAUAAGGUUGGUGGGUUUCUCCAUCAUGGUUGAACUGACAAAUCUAGAGACUGCCAGCCAUCCCUAUUUAUAUCGUAUCUUAGCCGUGUGUCCCUUUAUUCCGGCAAAACUAGCGGAGGCGUUGAGUGACAGCAGCAAUCGUUCUGUCUUCUAUACGGUACAGUAUUCAAUCCAUCAGAUCAUUUGCCAGCAUAACAACCGACGCCCUUAUAGAUUCUUCCGCAUGAACACAUUGUAGCGUUGUGUGAAUACCUGGUCUUUAGACAUGUCCAAGGAAUAGCGAUCAACAUCCCACCCGUACUUGUGAAUGCCAUUGGACCAAAACUUGUGCGGCACUCCUCCCCUACUCGACAUUGAAGAGCAUCAUCAGCACAAAGCAUAGUCAAAUUUAGACCCAGCUCCACAAACAGAAGGUAUAGAGCGUGCACAAUCACCAUCCAAGCAGCGAAACUGACUCACCAAUCAUACAUAUCUUUGCAAUAUGGUCUGGAAACUUGUUCAAUGAUGAUGGCAGCACCCGGCUUGGCGAUUCGGAUCAUUUCCUGUACCCACAACCCAAACCAGUCCUCCUGCCUCUCUUGUGCAAUCUCGGCCAGCUUCAUGGCCUCUGCCAAAGCAACAAGGCGAAGUGGAUGUGUGCAGUCAGAUUGCGUGAGAACGAAGCUCCAUGCAAUCAUACAUCACAACCAACACGGUGCUCACCCCAAUCCUUCUUCUUUUUGUUCAAACAAAUAUGCUCAUAAAGUUCAUAGUUGGAAUUCAGGUCACCUUUGCCAAAGUUGAGGGGGUCAAGCAGUGUGCUUUUGUUGCAUUACAAUUCAAGCAGCAGAGUGUAUGUAAUCAAGGGC